Paraphaeosphaeria sporulosa is the source of this 555-nucleotide messenger RNA. RefSeq lists its product as uncharacterized. The coding region runs from base 1 to 555 and encodes 184 amino acids. The transcript is spliced from 2 exons. Lineage: Eukaryota; Fungi; Ascomycota; Dothideomycetes; Pleosporales; Didymosphaeriaceae. The record is from RefSeq and is a predicted model, not a curated record.
AUGAAGGCCAUUUACCUUCUUAUCUGUAUGUUCGCCGUUACUGUCAUUGGCACACCAGCCAAAAGGGACUGUCCACAGCAACAGUGCGUGAACAUAACAGACAGCUGUGGAGAGCCUGUCAGAGAAUGCUGGGACGACUGUGCGCUUGGACUUAGCGAGCGUCCCACCUUCGUCGUGCCUUCAUGCUCGGUCUCGACUCCCAUUCUGCUUGCAACAGCACUCGGCACAGCCCCAGCCAGGGCCGCAUUUAUUCCACCCGACAUGACUUCCGCGCCCUACCCAAUAGCCACUUCGCCUACCGAGGGCUGCAAGUCUGAAAAGACUAUCUGUAUCGACUACCUCAAGGAGUGUGCCAACGGGACUUACAGCAUUCCGUACGGAGGUUGCCAUGACGCAUGCUCUAUCCACAAGGUCUACCUGGCCCCAUCGUGUUCGAAAACCUGGAUCGCGGGUCCGACGACUACGAAAACCAAGACCAAGAAGCCGAGUGUGACGAGACCGGCCUGCAAAAAUGCUAAGAGUUUCAUGUGUGCGCCGCUAAACUGGCUGCUCUGA